GCGGUUAAAGGAGCUACAGAAUCAGAAGAGUACUCUGUGGAGCAGCGAGAGUAGCACCAUCACUUGCACAAACACUCCCGAGAAUGGUGGCCAUGGGCGGCACCACCACCAAGAGAAUAGAAACUUACGAAGAGUUCGUGAAAGUUCACGCGCUGCCACUCGCGGCGUCAGGGUUGCCGGAGACACUGCACCGCCGACUUUUCGAGAAGCUAUCUGGCGAGACCUUCGACGGCGGCGACCACUUCCAGAUCGAGCCAUGCGAAGAAGGUCGUCAGAGGCUCCUCGUUCUCACCUCGGAAUCCAUGGGGAAGGACUCCAACGUCUUCCUGAUCGAUCACGCAUGGACUUUCAGACUCUCCGACGCAUAUAAGCAGCUGCAUGAGGUUCCAGGAUUGGCGGAGAGGAUGGGUUCCUUGAUGUGUGUGGAUAUUGACGUGAAUUUGAAUGGCAAUGAUGAUGGUGAUGCUGAAGCUGAAGUGAAUGGUGAGCGUGGUGUUGUGGAUAUUUUGGAGAGUGAUGUUCGAGAAGCAAAAGAGAAAGGAGAUGGCACGUUGAGAUGGUUGGAGCUUGAAGGGCUUGACAUUGAUGAUGAAAUGCUUCUUUCUCUAGCUUUGCCUAAUAGGUUUCCGAAUUUAGUGGCACUUAGCUUGUUUGGAAACAAGCUCAACAGAGCUGAAGUAGUUGUUCAAGAAGUUGUCAAAUUUAAGCAUCUUAAAGGACUCUGGCUCAACAAUAACCCGGUUCUUAAAAAUUGUGAUGGUGAGCUUGUAGAUGUAAUUCUUAAGGAGUUGCCAGAACUAGAAAUAUAUAAUUCAAGCUUCACAAGCAAUUUUGGGGAGUGGGCCUUGGGCUUUUGUGCAGGGAUAUAUGGAAAGGAUAACCCUGGAAAUGCUGAUCAGGCUGACAAUACACUGCACAGUGUGUCUACUCUUGACCUUUCAAAUAGAAGCAUUCCCAAUUUAAUCAACGAGGCAUUUUCACCCAUUUGUUUGCCAUCUCUUUCAUACUUGAACAUACGUGGAAAUCCAUUGGAGCAAAACUCAGUUGGUGACUUGUUAGAUCUGCUGAGGAGAUUCCCUUGCUUACGUUCAUUGGAGGUGGAUAUUCCUGGUCCACUUGGAGGGAGUGCCGUUAAAAUUCUGGAAUCUCUUCCGAACAUUUCUGAGCUAAAUGGUAUCAGUGCAUCUAAAAUACUGGAAACUGGAAAGCAUGUUAUUGAUUCCAUGCUUCUUCCUCGACUUCCUGAAUGGACUCCUGAUGAGCCACUUGCGGACCGUAUUAUAAAUGCAAUGUGGCAAUAUCUAAUGACUUAUAGACUUGCAGAUGAAGAAAAGUUAGAUGAAACAUCUGUAUGGUAUGUGAUGGAUGAACUAGGUUCAGCUUUACGGCAUAGUGACAAGCCAAAUUUCAGAGUGGCACCUUUUCUUUUCAUGCCAGAGGGCAAUCUGGCAUCGGCUGUAAGCUUUUCUAUUCUAUGGCCAACGCAGAAUGUUCAGAAGGAUGAUGAAUGCACUCGUGAUUUUCUUCUUGGUAUUGGGGAGGAUAAACAACGUUCUGCCAGGCUUACUGCAUGGUUCCACACGCCACAUAACUAUUUUAUUCAAGCAUAUGAGAAGCACAAUCAGAAAUUGCAAUCCACGAGUUUAUUACCUCCCACUAUUCAGUCUUCCGGGAGAAGUAUUUGUCAACCUGAUAGGUGUCCUUUGCGUGUUUACACAGAUAUACCUCAUGUAGAGGAAUACUUGACACAUCCUGAGUUUGCAAUCACAAAGGAACCAAAAGAUGCAGAUAUAAUAUGGACAAGUGUGCAGGUAGAUGAGGAUACCAAAAGGGCCACGGGAAUAACGGAUCAGCAAUACAUUAAUCAAUUUCCUUUUGAGGCAUGUCUUGUUAUGAAACAUCAUUUAGCAGAGACAAUUCAGAAGGCACAUGGAUCUCCUCAAUGGUUGCAGCCUACUUAUAAUCUUGAAACACAUCUGUCUCAACUUAUUGGUGACUAUUGUGUACGCAAAAGAGAAGGACUAGACAAUCUUUGGAUCUUGAAACCCUGGAACAUGGCCCGAACUAUUGAUACUACUGUAACUGAUAAUUUACCUGCAAUAAUCCGGCUCAUGGAAACUGGUCCUAAGAUUUGCCAGAAGUAUAUUGAACAACCUGCUUUGUUCCAAGGGAAAAAGUUUGAUCUCCGUUACAUAGUACUGGUUCGGAGCAUGCACCCUUUGGAGAUAUUCCUGUCAGAUUGUUUCUGGGUUAGGAUAGCCAACAACCAAUAUUCUUUGGACCGAAGUAGUUUUUUUGAAUAUGAAACUCACUUCACUGUUAUGAAUUAUCGCGGAAGAUUAAAUCACAAGAAUGUUCAGGAUUUUGUGAGGGAAUUCGAAGAAGAACAUCAAGUUAAAUGGUUGGACAUACAUGCAAGAGUAAGGAAUAUGAUUCGAUCAGUGUUUGAAGCAGCAGCUGCUGCACAUCCUGAGAUGCAUAGUCCAACAUCAAGGGCAAUGUACGGGGUAGAUGUCAUGUUGGACAGCUCUUUCCAACCUAAGUUAUUAGAGGUGACUUACUGCCCGGACUGUACAAGAGCUUGCAAAUAUGAUAUGGAGAUUGUGGUUGGAGAGGGAGGUGUUGCUAAGGGUUGUGAUUUCUUCAACAAUGUGUUCAGGUGUCUCUUCUUGAAUGAAUUUUCACAGGUUAGCCCAUUGUAACACAAUAGAAAGGUUUGUGUAAUGCUUUUUCUCGUGGGCUAAGUGGUUUGGGCAAUGCCGUGCAUGCCUUAAUUUUCCUUUGCUUAGAGAUGGUAAAAAGGAACACUUUUGAGCACUACUGUUAUUUUCCUCGAAGAAUAUGCGGGAAACUAGUAACUAUGCAGCAACGAUCAAUAUUGAGCCACCUUUUGAUUAACGUUUAGAAUUCCGUUGGCUUGCGUUUGGUUUUUGUUUUUAUCGAACAUUGAAGUUAAAUUGUACAGACUUCCUUCGCUGCAACGCAAUUUUUUUU
Messenger RNA from Abrus precatorius (Indian licorice), 2994 nucleotides. RefSeq names its product tubulin--tyrosine ligase-like protein 12. The coding region runs from base 84 to 2702 and encodes 872 amino acids. NCBI's taxonomy places the organism in Eukaryota, Viridiplantae, Streptophyta, Magnoliopsida, Fabales, Fabaceae. The record is from RefSeq and is a predicted model, not a curated record. Gene Ontology annotation, biological process: protein modification process. The transcript has 15 exons.